AGGUUGAAAGCAACGUAUGGGUAUGGGAGACCCAUAUGUGCCAGCUGAUCACCUUUCUCCUUCUUCGAUCGUCGAGAAAUACGUACUCGAUGGAAGUGACGGAGUGAUCAAAUUUGCCAAUGGCAACAAUGUCAGUCUAUCUUUGGCUCUGGAAUCGCAGACAAGGGAACGUGACAGUGCUCGCAUUCAUACUACUACCAUCAGCGACUAUAAGGGCGAUAUUCGUGCUCUGAAAGGGCGCUUCCUCGCAGUUCAGGGAGAUCUUAUCGCUUUUCGAUUCUUCAAUGAGAACACGGGUGAUGUUAUUCGCAUAAUCAACAGAGUUUCAAGGAAUCGUCGUUUGAUCAAGGGUUUUUCGAAAGCUCCAGUGGAUCUUCGCUUUGCCACACAUCUUCCUUUCCUUGCCGUUGUAGACGGCGAGUCAAAUCUUCAUGUUUAUUCGGUCACUGCAGACUGCCAGGAUGUUGAAACCUAUAUCACUAUCAUGAAUUGGCCUGAUGGAGGCUCGGAUAGUACUCCACGCGUUGUAUGGUGCCCAUAUGUAGCUGAAAAUCCUUCUGAUCCUUCGGAUGUAGUCAACAUGGUUGCGCUUUUCAAGAAAAAUAAAGUCUACGUCGUCAACCUGAGUGUACUGAAGGAGCGGGGCUCACGAAUGACGUUCGAGGAAGCAAUGGGAGUAGAGGAAGCUAUACUUUCUGUCGAAAUGGAAGAGGAGGUUACUGCGGUUUGCAUCUCUCCUGAUUCGACUGCUGUAGCCAUCGCUCGCGCUGAUGGAGUGGUGUCCUUCUAUGUCAUGAACUCCAACGAAAGUGAACUGAAGUUUGCUCACACGUGGAAUCCUCAGAUGAAUCGCCCAAUUGUCGAGUUAUUCUUUCUUGAUGGGGCUCGACAGUCUAAAAAUCAAGAGCAAUUCUGGCGGCAUUGCCUCGUAGUUGCUGAAGGCGGCCGGCGCUUAGCGUUAUUUGAAUGUGAAGAUUGGCGUUGCUUGGGACGUGUUCGCUUUGAGUCGUCCGUUGAGAUCGCUACGUUCGCCGUGCACGUGGACCCACAAGCUCGCUACGCUCAUAUCUUGGAUGUGGAUGGAUCGAAUGUGUUUUGCGUAGAACUUGAGUACGCUGAGCAUCCGCGUUUUGCUGGUGUCACACAAGUAACAUUUUCACAUCCAAUAGUUGCCAUCGUUCCUUAUGAGGUUGAUACAGAAGAGAAGCACGAGUCAAGCGUCGAUUACUCACUGGAUGAUGAGUUUGACAACGAUCGGAAUCGCAAUGAAGUGCUAGCUCAUUACAUUGCGAUAGGCCAUCGCAGCCUUCUUCAACUUGAUGUACAUUUGGAAUUGGCGGAACAACAAAAGUCUUCAACAGAUGUCAUGUCUGCAAUCAAAACUGAAGUUGACAACGAUGGCGCUGAGCGCAGAAGAAGCGAAGGCCCCAGCGAUCUGUUGACGGUAGUACCACCAGCUCCAGCAAACUCCACACCAACGGUGAAUUAUGAGAAGAUAAUGGAACAACUGAAAGAAAUGAAUGAAAAGAUUGAACAACUGUCUGUUCGUGUGGAGCGUGCUGAUAGUGAACGACGCUCAGCUGCCACAAAUGAACAUAUUCUUACGCAGCUCCAAUGUUUUAAGGAAGAAUUUUCGUUACGAGAGGACCGAUUAUUAGCUAACGUAUCCGACUUGAUUGAAACGAAUCACCGCGAAACCAUUAACGUCGUUCGAAAUGCACUCAACGAGAACUCUGUUGCUGUCGAGAAUUCUAUUCAAGCAAAUCAUAAGCUGAGCGCGGAUGCGGUCUCACAUCGUGUGACCGAACGUUUACGAGAAUCGCUGACAACGAUGGUGGUACCUGCCAUAGAACGGAUUUGUGCGCAGCUUUUCAAACAGCUCAACGACAGUUUCCGCCAUGGCCUUGAGCAGUAUCUGCAACAGAUGAGAGCGCUGCAAACGGCCACGCUCGCAGCAGUUGCAGCCAGUGCUACUCCAGCUCCAUCUCUUUCGGUCGGAGCAGAUCGACAAGCUCUUGCGCAUAUGAUCAAAAAUAACCAGAUUCCACUCGCUUUUGAAACUGCGCUGAAUCAAGGCGACCAAGCAGCGCUUGAGUUUGUAUGCAACAACGUGGAUCCUGAUGAACUGUUCCGUUUUCCUUGUACUCUCUCACAACCAGUGCUGCUAUCCCUUUUACAGCAAUUAUCUUUACGACUCGACUCGGAUACCGAUCUGAAGUUCCGGUACAUGGAACAUAUAGUGGAUGUUCUCAAACCGCAUGACGACGAUAUCGGAGUUAUGGUGCCCAAAGUGACGGAAGAUCUGCUUCAAAGUCUUACAGAGUUCCAAAAUCUCACACCGAAUGCUACAUUGAAACGACAAGCUCGGGUUUUGAGCCAGCUAGUGAGAAAUUUGAGAAAAAUAUAAUCACCAAGUAUAAUGAAAAAAUCUAGCUGAGACGUGUACAGUUCAAAAAAAAACUAUACCAAACAAAAAAAUUUUGGUUCGUGCCUUUGUAGGUUAUUGUAUUUCUUUCAUUUAUAAUCAGUUGCAGCUUGACAGUUUUUAGUCAUGUAAGUUAUAUAUCCUCUAAUUUGUAACCAUUGCUCAUUCUUAAGAAAUAGUUAUUUUAUAAGUGUAUGCACCGAUUUAGUCGAUCCUUUUUGCAGAUAGCUUCGUAUAGUUUGUAGAUUAGAGUUUGAUAUCAGAUGUUCUACGCUUUCACUAUGUUACAACAGAUUAGCAGGUACAAGUGCAAGAAUGGCUGCUAUCUGCAUAGCGGCUGUUGUGAUUUCAUUUGUAGUCCAAACGUCACUCUGUACAAUUUCCCAUAUGAUCAAAAAGCCGGUGUAUACCAAAAAGUGGGUUUACUUUACUGUAAUAAAUAUUUGCCCCAC
Molecule: messenger RNA, 2877 nt
Organism: Cylicocyclus nassatus
Lineage: Eukaryota; Metazoa; Nematoda; Chromadorea; Rhabditida; Strongylidae
Source: the annotation of a GenBank genome assembly